GAUGCUGGCGGUGGUGGUGGUGGUUGGUGCGGAUGAUGCGACGACGACCGGGCGUCGACCGGUAGUCGAAUUCACUGCCUUGCUUAAGCAACUUAUGUUCCAUUGCUCAACUUAUUUCGUCCUUAUGAUCUAACUUUAAACAAAUAUAUUUUAUUGACUCACUCCCAAUUUUCAGAUUUUGAAAGUUUAUUAUUCAUUUAUUUACUUAACUUUUUUUUUUGGGAUUUUAUUUUUAGUGAUGACUAAAUAAUUUACAAUCGGAAUUUUAGUGAUCACGUGGAUUGUAAGCUUAUUUUAAGUAUUAUUUAUUAUUUAUGAUAUGUGCCGGUAAUUAGUUUUGUUCAAAACAAAUAUAAAUUUUAUGGCUAGUUCAAGUUAUGUUAACAUGAAGAAAAACUUCAAAGGGAUGUUUUCAAGCAUAUUUUCCAGGCUCCCAAGUUAAAAGAAAAGGAUUUAACAUUUUUAACCACCUGAUGUCAAUUACCGCGAACUUAAUUGACGCUGAAUCGACCUGACAAUACAUAUCCUGAGGCAAAAAGCUUAAAAAAGGCCAUCCGGCAACCGGAAUAAGAGUUAAUUUUUUAUUAUUACUUCUGAAAUUUAAUCAUGUUUAAGACAUAAAAUCUAUUGAGGAAGAUUAAAGCUCUUGUCUAAUAUUCGCUAUUUUCUCGCCUCAAUCGUCUGCUCGUAAAUUCAAAACGAUUAUCGCUGACGUGAAAGUACAGAGAGUAGAAAAAAAAAGAGAUGGAGAGUGCUGCGAAUGAAAUAAAGAAUAUAUUUUGUUUAUGUCUCAUAUAUACGUACAUUGAGGCAUAAAAGAUAAAGGAGGAUGAAAAAGGUAAACGAAGACGAGUCGACAUUUGAAGAUUGUCUCGAGGUAGUUGAGAAAAGUCUGAGAUCUGAGGACAUAUUAUAAAAGCUUUUCUACACCUGUAUCACCUGUCAAGGAACUGAGCCUGCCACAAACGUCUCGUAUUUCGAGAUAGUACCACACGGUUGAACGUGACUUGCAUCCAAGGAUGCUACGCAGAAAAGACGGGAGUUGGUCGUGAUGUCUUGCUACAAUUGCUGUGGUUGUUGCUACGAGGAAGAAGACGAUCACAGAAUUGAGCAAUCAGGAAUUUCAAGUGGUUACAGUCGUGCAAGUAGUAUUUACAAUCACAGUGAUAACAGUUCAAACAGUGAUAACAGUCUUAGAAUUGCAUCAGGUAUCUCAGCCUUCUUAUCUCUUAUCAUCGUAUCCGUGGCCAUUGGUACGGGCGAGUGGCUUUUCACAGAGGAAAAGCUACCGAAAGCUUUCUCAUCGAACGCUUCUGUCGAACCGGACUCUAAGGUGACUUACAGUGGCCUCUGGAGAGUCUGCGUAGCUACAACGUCACAUAUACAUUACGAGUGUUCAAGUAUUGACUACUUUCCAAACGAAGAGUAUAGUCCAGAUCCCAGCGAUUCAACUAUGGCCAUACCAUACGCUGUCACAAAGUCCGCAAUGUUCUUCUUCAUAGCAACAUUGCUACUGGUAGUUGCCGAAGUUUGCUACUUUGCUGCCCACGUAUCCCGUCCGAGGCACCAGCUGUGUGUUUUCGUAGCUGGGGUGAUCUUCACCAUUUGCGGCUUGCUGAUGCUCGUCGGAAUGAUCAUGUACAUAUCUGUGUUUAAAGCGGAGGUUGGAAGUAAAUUAAGACCCAGAUCAUCUUUUCAGGGUCCACCAUUCACAUACAGAUAUGGGUUCUCUUUUUUGUUAUACGUCAGUGGAUUUAUCACAACCGAAGUUGCCGGUACUUCCGCAAUAUUUCUCUACAUAUCUUGGCAUCAGCGAGACUUUGGGAAACGAGAAUUAAGCCGAAAAAAUUGCGAGGACGUUUAUCACUUGAGUAAUCACGUUCAUCAGCAAAACUUUCAUCCCAGUCACUCUCAUCAGACUCACAGCAGUUUCUUGUGUGAGAGACAUCAAAAACGAUACUACUUUAGCAAAGAUUCUGUGGAUCAAGCGGAUUUCGAUGAAUUUCUUCCACCUCUUCCCAGUCUUGAUUACCACGAGUACCCGAGACAAUUUCCGCGCGACCUUACUACUCAGACGAUUAGUACGACAGCUGAUGUGCUUAACGAUGAAUGUGGAUCAAACAUGCAGCAUGAAUUCGUUACUUUUGACUUUGAAACACCUUUUCCACCGCUUCCACCAAUCAAAGGUAGUAGUGAAUGGCCACUCGAAGCAUUUAGACGUACUACUCCAGUCUGAUACAACGUCAGAUACGCAAAGCUUGUAGAAAAUCCUGCGAGUUCCUCAGAGAACGAAAGUUCAGAGAAUGAAGGAGAAAAAAAAGUUAAAAAAACAAAGAAAGUCAAAGUUGAAGUACUGCUCAGCCACAAAGAAGAUGAGACCCAAUUAAUUGUUUCUCCCUGAAGCUCAUUGUGACUUAAAUUUGUUUCUAUUAUUGCCACCAAUAUAUAAAUCAAAGACAUUUAUACCAAUAAAUUGAUAAAUUGAUGAUGUAA
Molecule: messenger RNA, 2493 nt
Organism: Cotesia glomerata
Lineage: Eukaryota; Metazoa; Arthropoda; Insecta; Hymenoptera; Braconidae
Gene: Stg-1
Product: voltage-dependent calcium channel gamma-4 subunit
Exons: 11
Coding region: 1052-2236 (394 amino acids)
Biological process (GO): regulation of AMPA receptor activity; postsynaptic neurotransmitter receptor diffusion trapping; transmission of nerve impulse
Cellular component (GO): postsynaptic density membrane; AMPA glutamate receptor complex
Molecular function (GO): voltage-gated calcium channel activity; channel regulator activity
Source: RefSeq, a predicted model, not a curated record